UGUAUAUGAGAUAAUGUAGAUUCCAAAGAAAAAUCCCAUACUGUUAAAAAAUUUUCCUCCAAAGUUAUUAAUUUAAAAUAAAUUAAAAUCAUUUAACUAAUCAUAAAAAUUUGUGACACAGAAUUAAUCAAUUUUUAAAUAUAAAUUUAAUCUAGAAAUAUGAAAACAUAAUUUCCUCCAAAAUUAUUAUUUCAAAUAAAUUAAAAUCAUUUAGCUAAUCAUAGAUGAUAUUGGUUAAAUCUAAUCUAGAAUAUGUUUUGAAACGUCAUACAUUCUUUAAAACAUCAUAUAUUUAUGUGACAAAUAAUUGAACAUAAUUUUAUUAAAGUUGAAUUAAUCUAAGAAUAUCAAAACAUAAUACAUCAUAAAUUCUAAAGCAUAGGAAAUAUUAUUUUUAGCUUAUUUUUCUUUUUAGUAUAUUUCCAUGGAUUUCACUUACGUCAGUUCUAGUCCUUUUCACAAGGUAAGAUCUUGUCCUUUAUUUGCUACAAAUAGAAUAAAAAAAUUACUUCUAGUCCUUUGGUUUUAUCAAUUCAGAUGACCAGAAAAGGAAACUAACCGAAUACGGUACUUGUAAAAGUUGACAAAAAAAUUGUAUACAGUACUUGAUAGACUCGGGAUGUUCAGCUUUAUGAAAAAUUUAAAAAGUCCACUAGGCCCAAUCAAAGCGGCGUGAUGAAUACGUCUGCGCAAUAUGAAAAUACGACAGUUUAAAUAUGAAAGCAAGGAGGCUAAUUAUUCAUCUGGUCCGAUCACCAAUGUCCUUGACCAUAAUUAAUAAAAUCAUUAAGCUUUCAUAUUGAAGAAAGAAACAUUAUCUUAGAGUAAUGAACAUGCAAAUUUCAAUUACAAAACUACAACGCUCUAAAAUUAAAUUAAUUUCGUCCUUAUCAAAAACCAGAUCUUUAAUUGUAUUCUUCCUGAUUAAAUAUCAGAUCUUUACAGAAACCGCAGAUCGCUCAGAAAGUUUCAGUAGAUGCCAUCAACACCAUGUGCAUGCAUCAACCUUCGCCGUAUUAAUAGCUUACACACAAGUUUUAUUUUUAUAUGAUAUAAAAUAUCUAAAUUUACCAUCUAAUACUUGUAUAUUGAAAUUACGUAUCUAUCUCUAUUUUAAGAAUCUAACAUUUGUGUUAAUAUAAUCUCCAAAACAUUAAUUUCAUCAUAUUAUAGACCAAUCCUCCUUAUCCCAAGACAAGAUUCCCUGUUUCUUUUUCAUGUUUAAAUAUAGCAGCUUCAUGCAGAAAAAAAUGCUAUACUUGAGGUUCAAAAUAUCUUAAAUCCUUUCUUAUAAACUAUAUACACAUACCUAGGGUAAGAAAAUAAUAUGUAAUGUAAUAGUACGUGAUUUGAUCAUUAAUUGCGUACAUACAUAUAUAAUUUUUAAUGCAAUUAUAUGAUCUAGAGGAAUACAUUUUCUAAGGCAACUCUACAAAUUUGCAUUUCACUAAAACAAAAAUAAUUGUAUUUUGAUUUAGUAUGACCAUAUUCCACAGUUUAAGAAGUUUGAUUUUUGUAUUAAUGUUAAAAGUUUUAUUAAGUUACCAAGAAAAAUAUCGCAAACACGUCUUGGUUUCUAUUUUGCUUAAUAAUAUUCAUUGUUUGAACACGAAUCACAUGCAUUAUUAUACUAUUAACCUUGAUGAAUAACACAAACAACAUUAAUUAAUAUCCUCUAAAAUGAACUUCACUUCCUCCUCCAUAAAUACCUUAUACCACUCCACAACCUUCUUUCCCUCUCCAUCUUUGAUCUCUUCUCUCGUCUCCCAGGGAAAUAAAUCAAAAUGAUCACCGGCAAAGACAUGUAUGACGUACUAGCGGCAAUGGUGCCGCUAUACGUAGCUAUGAUGCUUGCCUACGGUUCGGUACGGUGGUGGGGAAUAUUCACACCGGACCAAUGUUCCGGUAUAAACCGUUUCGUUGCGGUUUUUGCGGUUCCUCUUCUGUCUUUCCAUUUUAUUUCCUCCAAUGAUCCUUAUGCCAUGGAUUACCAAUUCCUCGCAGCCGAUUCACUUCAGAAAGUCGUCAUCCUCUCCGCACUCUUUCUUUGGCAGGCGUUUAGUCGGAGAGGUAGUCUAGAAUGGAUGAUAACUCUCUUUUCACUAUCGACACUACCGAACACGUUGGUGAUGGGAAUCCCAUUGCUCCGGGCGAUGUAUGGGGACUUUUCAGGCAACUUAAUGGUGCAAAUCGUGGUGCUUCAAAGUAUUAUAUGGUAUACACUAAUGCUCUUCUUGUUCGAGUUCCGUGGUGCUAAGCUUCUCAUCUCCGAGCAGUUCCCGGAAACCGCCGGUUCCAUCACUUCUUUCCGAGUUGAUUCUGACGUUCUAUCUCUCAAUGGCCGUGAACCCCUCGAGACCGAUGCGGAGAUAGGUGACGACGGAAAGCUCCACGUGGUGGUCCGAAGAUCAAGCGCUGCCUCAUCGAUGAUCUCAUCGUUCAACAAAUCCCACGGCGGAGGACUUAACUCCUCCAUGAUAACGCCACGAGCCUCAAAUCUCACUGGCGUCGAAAUAUACUCUGUCCAGUCGUCUAGAGAGCCAACGCCGAGAGCUUCGAGCUUUAACCAGACAGACUUUUACGCUAUGUUUAACGCAAGCAAAGCUCCGAGCCCUCGUCACGGCUACACCAAUAGCUAUGGAGGCCCCGGAUCAGGCCCCGGAGGAGAUGUUUACUCUCUUCAGUCGUCUAAAGGAGUGACGCCGAGAACGUCAAAUUUUGACGAGGAAGCUUUGAAGAACGCCAAGAAAGGAGGUAGAGGAGCGAAAAGUAUGAGUGGUGAAUUGUACAACAAUAACACUGUUCCGUCGUACCCACCACCGAACCCGAUGUUCAAGGGGUCAACGAGCGGAGCAAGUGGAGUCAAGAAAAAGGAAAGUGUAAGUGGUGGAGGAGGCAGCGGCGGAGGAGGAGAGCAGAACAAGGAGAUGAACAUGUUUGUGUGGAGUUCGAGUGCUUCUCCGGUGUCUGAAGCCCACGCGAGGAACGCUAUUACCAGAGGCGCCUCCACCGAUUCAUCAACGGACCCUAAGGCUUAUCUUCCACCUCACGAAAACCUCGCUUCCAAAGCGAUGCACAAUCUGAUAGAGAACAUGACACCCGGAAGAAAAGCGCAUGUGGAGAUGGACCAAGAGGGCAAUAACGAAGGGAAGUCAGGGGUACAUUCGUCACCUUACAACGGAAAGAAGGGCAGUGACGUGGAAGACGGUGGUCCCGGUGGUCCGAGGAAACAGCAGAUGCCGCCGGCCAGCGUGAUGACGAGACUAAUAUUGAUAAUGGUUUGGAGAAAACUUAUUCGAAACCCGAACACUUACUCUAGUCUCUUUGGCCUUGCCUGGUCCCUUAUCUCCUUCAAGUGGAAUAUAAAGAUGCCAACAAUAAUGAGUGGAUCGAUUUCGAUAUUAUCUGAUGCAGGUCUUGGCAUGGCUAUGUUUAGUCUUGGUCUCUUUAUGGCAUUGCAACCGAAGAUAAUUGCAUGCGGAAAAUCAGUGGCAGUCUUCGCGAUGGCCGUGAGGUUCUUGACCGGACCAGCUGUAAUCGCAGCCACCUCAAUUGCAAUUGGUCUUCGAGGCAGUCUCCUCCAUGUCGCCAUCGUUCAGGCUGCUCUUCCUCAAGGAAUCGUUCCUUUUGUUUUCGCCAAGGAAUAUAACGUCCAUCCUGAUAUUCUCAGCACUGCGGUUAUAUUCGGAAUGCUGGUUGCUUUGCCUGUAACAGUACUCUACUACGUUCUUUUGGGCAUUUAAGUUAUAAUCAAAAUGUAAUGGCAAAUCAAAGGCAAUCGAUACGACCAAAGGUGAAUUUUUAAAACAUAAAGAUUUACUAAGAAAAACCAAGACUAAUUCAUCCAGGUCAGGCUUAGGUGGAUGGACCAUGCAAUGUCGCAUUAAAUUAAUUUAUAGCAUUUGGUAGUAGAGAUUUUGGUUAGUUCGGUGUAAUUUAUACGCACAUGCAUGUACGUGACUCUUUGUAACAUUUAUUAAAUUUUUGGGAUGUGCGUACAAUAGUUUUUAAAAUUUGUUUUUGUUUCUUCUGUUUAUCGGUGAUCGUGAAUUAUGUUAUUAAAUCGUAAUAAUAAUUCAAUCAUAUAUACCAGAUCGUGCAGAGUGUGUUUAGAUUAGGUCAUGUGCUUUUGUACAUCUCUAGACCAUCUAAAAUGCAUCAAUCCUUCCAAAUUCAGCCUUUUUUGCAGUUCUUUUAUCUUAUUUUCGUUUGUAUGCGAGCGAAUCGGAAUAUUCAAUUGAAGGUUUAGUCGAAUUUUAAUAUAUUGAUGAGUAAAGAACAAGGAAACUUUUUUUUUUUUUCCGUCUAUUAUUAUUAUUAUUCAAACUGAAAGUAAAAACACAAGUCCAACAUAUAGCAAACUAAAAAAACAAUAAUGCCCAAAACAAACAGGCUGAGGCAAAAAAAAGCCCAAAGUGAGUCGGUGAACAAGUCGAGAAGGCUCUACCACGUGUUGAACUCAGACCCUAAAGAGAACACGUGUUUGCCAAGACAUCAUCCAACUUCAUCGCGUGGAAAGUCGUCGCCGGAAAGCUUGAUCGUGCUUCCACCGAAACACACCGGAGACAGGAAGCACGGAUUGGAGCCACCACGACAACUCGAUCUAAAAUGAAGGCGCCCAAAGUGAAAAAGACCAUCGCUUUAUAAGAUUGGAGAGAAAAUCAGAUUCAAAUGAAUCCAAGACGAUCUUAACACCGACAAAGCUUCAAUUCCAGAACAUGCAACCACAGUCAUCUUUAUAAAUCCAAAUAAGCUUGAAGAUGACUAAACCAUUUGAGAUGGAAAGGAAGAAGCUUUUCGAUAUAAAGAACAAAACUCAAUUAAAUCCGAACGAUGAUCGAGAAAGAACAAAACAAAAUCAAAAAUUACAAACAACAAACAAACGAAACUAGACAAAACUGGUAAAAAACUAAGAAGAAUCAUCAGAAUCCCAAUGAUCCGUAAGAAGCCAGCAGAGACAGCGCUGAAGGAGCCGCCGUUCACCGGAGAUAAAGCCCGACACACGGGAGGCAAAGACCAGCCAAGUCGGUGCUGUGAGAGCCACCGCUUGCCGGAGUCAAGCCCGAUACACGGGCAACGAGAUCACCGGAAAGGAUCCGGCAUCGAACGAAACUUGACUCCCUCUCUCUGAAAGAUUCAAGAGAGAUAAGAGAGAGAGAGUCUUCAACAAGGAAACUUAAUAUAUAUGAUUUAAUUUUUCUUCUAUAUAAAUAUCCAAAAGAACAUAUGAAUAAUAUAUGAGGUGACAGACUGACAAUUAUUAGAUACAUUGUAUGUACGUAUGAGGUGAUCAUAAAUAAAACUUAUGCACCAACAUAAACGUAUUUUCACCUCUAACAUAAUGUUACACCGACGGUUCAUUGAAUGAAAGAUAGAACUCGAGUGGAUAAAGAUGAAUGUGUUCAGAAGUGAAAGAGAGUCAGGUUCUUAUAUAAUAUGGACUUUCAGAAUAUACAACUGCGCUUGUCACUCUUUUUGUCUGGAUCGAUGAAAGCAUUAUGGGUAAUAAAUUAUGUACUGAAACACAUGCCAAUAUUACCUAUUUCACGAUUCCAGACAGAUUGUGUAGACUUGCUCAAUGAUGUGAGAGCAUUAUUAAGAAUGGUUAAAUUUUUGUACUAUGUAAUUCUCAAGCUAGCACGUUUCAUCCAGUUAACAUUUAACCACGAAUCCACGAUAUGUAUUUUUAUUUUCUAAGCUAUUCCGCUCUAUAUUUGUUUGCUAAUUCUGCUUGAUAAUGUAUAAUAUAGUAUUUUGAUAAAAAAAAAAGUAUAAUAUAGUAAUAAAUACGUUAGAAAGAAGAAGACUGUUGCUUUGCGUCGUCUGGAGGCGUUGACUGUAUGUAUAACGUGAAAACGAUCACGUGGGAUAUCAGAACGAAGCGAUAAACGUUGGAACUCGCUCUCUGGUCGGGACGAAAACUGAACGAACAACAUGACCACAUGAAAUUCAAUAACCAUUUUCUUUUGAUAUAUAGCUGUCCUGAAUUCUGACUUAUCUGACAAGAGAUAUUUUUAAAUUUUAAGCGUAAAUUAUUGAUGGAUAACAGAAUAACAUAUUUAUACUAGGAGCACAAUAUUAUAACGUUUUGAAGUUUACAGAAGCUUUUGUGCAUAGAGUAGGAGACAACAUCUGGUCAAUGACAGGUAAUUGUCUCUUUAGAAAUACUAUAAUGUCUCAGUUUAGUUUAGUUCUUUUUUUUUUGAGAAAGGGCCUUCCUUAAUGUUCAUACUGUUUCAAAUUUGAUAUGAUCAGACAUGAGCAUGUUAUAGUCACCAAAUCUUGUUUUAAAACAUAAGAAGUUUAUUCACAUGCGAAAUUAUAGUUCACUCGUUAUCAUACAAUUUAGGUAAGGAUAAGAAAACUAGUAUUUCAUUUCGACGUGUUUUAUUCACUGCGUAAGUUUGUAUGGUCAGUGACAAAAAAAGAAGUUUGUAUGGUAGUAACUAACGUACUAUAGUUUAGAGUUAGAUUUUUUUUUUAAUUUGAUAAAUUGUGAGAUUUCCCAUUCCUGCUUGUGCACACUAUCUCACUAAAGCAAAAAAAAAAUUAAAAAAAAAUAACACAGAAUCCAAUUCGUCCAUACAUCUUAAUAUUAUUCCUCAUGAUUAUAAUGCUGCUCGUAGAGCAGAUUAAAAAAAAGACUCAAAAUCGCAAAUACUGUUGUCUGGACCUGAAAGAUUUACAUGAAUAUUUUUUUUUGUCUUGAGAACUCAGUGACACCAAAGUACUGAGCCUGAAACUAACUUCAAGAUUAUCAGUAGAAUACCCAACUUAAGGGAGAGAGGAUGGUGAGUGGGUUCAGUUUAAUUUUUAUUAUUUCUGCUUAAGAGUAAUCUUAUCUCCAAGACUAGGAGAGUAAGAGCAAUCCUUGUGUAUUGCUUUGGAUACUUGUGUAACCGCUCAGCUUUUCAUCCGUUGUUUGUUUCUCGAUACUCUCAUUCACCAAAGCCUAGAUCAUUCAGAUGACAUUAGUUUGUUACAUCACGCAUUAAGGACGAAAAAACAAAUGAGCCUCAAAACUGGAGCAUUUCAUUUUGUAAGUUACUCAGCCCUCAAAGCCUACAUCAUUCAGAUGACAUUAGUUUUUUUUUUUUCUGCCAACCUAGUUUGACACUUCCCUAUUCUUUGUUUGUUUAUAGUCUCACAUCUUUCAUUACUCACCACUAAUCCCCUUCUAUCUUCAAGGUAACAUCUGUAAGUUUUUAUUUUGUUUGACUAAAAUACGUAUUUUCAGUUUUCUAUAUAUGCAUACUGAAUGUUUCAUUUGCUAAUGUAUUCAUACCAAUUUAUGCAGGCAGGCAAGAAACAUUAAAAAUAGUUUACACUUUUGUUGAAUUUAAACUAUGAGAUAUGUGAUUAUAUUUUAAUAAUAUAAACAGAAUAAGUUAGUAUAUAACUGUUGUAUUCACCUGUCAAAUACCGUUUAUAUACAUACAGAAAUACCAAUUUGAUUAUUAAGUUUUUCUGGAUUCUCAUUCUGUUAGAAAAAAAUUCCACAAUAUAUAACUUGAAAUAGUGAGAAACUAAAUUCUUCAUCUGAAAAAUUAUUAAAUUUUUUAAAAUACAACACAUAUACAUCUCCAAAAACAAAAGAAAAACAGAACAUAACCGUUUAAUUGAAAACACUUGCUACCAAAAUGGUUUACUUUCAGGGAUAAAAUUAGAAGUUAGAAUCAACACAGAAAAAAAGAGACCAAAAAGUUGAAAAUACGAAUCUAAUAAGCAGUGAA
Messenger RNA from Brassica rapa (field mustard), 7733 nucleotides. RefSeq names its product auxin efflux carrier component 2. Gene Ontology annotation, biological process: auxin polar transport; auxin export across the plasma membrane. Lineage: Eukaryota; Viridiplantae; Streptophyta; Magnoliopsida; Brassicales; Brassicaceae. The record is from RefSeq and is a predicted model, not a curated record. Gene Ontology annotation, molecular function: auxin efflux transmembrane transporter activity. Gene Ontology annotation, cellular component: endoplasmic reticulum; plasma membrane.